This is a messenger RNA of Ruditapes philippinarum (Manila clam), 1593 nucleotides long. Its product is annotated as dnaJ homolog subfamily C member 1-like. The record is from RefSeq and is a predicted model, not a curated record. Lineage: Eukaryota; Metazoa; Mollusca; Bivalvia; Venerida; Veneridae. Gene Ontology annotation, cellular component: endomembrane system.
UCAAUACAAGAGUCUGACCUACAAAAAAUGUCAACUUCCGGUUGCCACCGAAAUUUAUUUUUUAUUUUAUUUUUGGCUGUUUCAUUAUUGAAUUUAGUUUUCUGUUGGGAUACAGACAACCUAGAACUUUAUGAUUUAGUCGAAGAAGUGAACGAAAACUUUUAUGAUGUCUUAGGUGUAACAAGGAGUGCAUCAAACAGUGAAAUCAAGAAGGCUUACAGAAAGAAGACAUUGAUUUUACAUCCUGACAAGAAUGAAGCUGUAGAUGCAGAAGAACAGUUUAGAAAGCUUGUGGCUGUGUAUGAAACAUUGAAAGAUGAAGAAAAGAGAGAAAAGUAUAACCAUGUACUUGACUUUGGUUUGCCUGACUGGAGACAGCCUGUGUAUUACUAUAGAAAAGCUCGUAAACUUGGACUCCUUGAGUUGGCCUUGGUACUCUGUCUCAUUGUAACUAUUGGCCAAUACUUUGUUAUGUGGGCAGUCUACCUGGAGAGAAGAUUAGCCUUGGAAGACUUUUUCGAAUCAAAGAAGAAAAAAGAGACAAAGAAAAAAAAAUGUAAAGCAGUUGUACUGAAUGAGCAAUUAGAAGAAGAUAUGAUGGAAACUCUACGAUCUAUCCCCAAACCUAAUCUCCGGAACCUGUGGCCUAUUACUUUUACUAUAUGGACCUUUAAAACGUUGGUUGCUCUACCAACAAUGGUGAAGGAAUGGCAAGAGAAGAAAAGACUGAUGAAAGAAUGGGAGAAACUUGAGAAGGAAGAGAGAGAGCGACAGGAAGCAGAAUAUAAAGAGGAAUUGGUGUUUAAAAACUUUCGAGUUGGAUACAUAUUACUCCAAAUUUUUUAUAAUUGGGGAGUUCCUAAUCUACCCCCGGAUGGAGCCUGGACAGAUGAGGAUUAUGUUAUGUUAUCUAAAGCUAUAUCAAAUUUUCCUGGAGGAACUGCCAAACGAUGGGAGAAAAUUGCUGAGAUGGUCGGUAGAUUCCCGGUUGGGGAGGUAACCAACAAGUGUAAACAGAUGAAGGGAAAUUUUCAGAUGAAUCUCAGCUCUUCUGUCCAAGCUGGAACCAAAAACUCAAAGAAGCAAAUAGAAAUAAGUGAUGAAAUCAUCUCAACUUUAGGUCCUGAGAAAACUGGACCUCAAAAAGGUGAUAAUGAUGUCACUGUGAGGAAAAGAAAUAAAAAUAAACCUCAAAGUGAUUCUGUAGGCAAUACUGUUUCUAUAAAUAGUACCAGUGUAGAAACUGGUUCCAAAGUUUCUAGUCAGAAAUUAGUUAUACAAAUUAAAGCAUCUGAAAACAAGUCUAAAGUGACAAAUGGUGCUGCUGCUGCUAACGAUAAAACUGUUAAAGAGGAGAAGAGUAAAAACAAUAAGAAAUCUGAGGAAACUCCAGAUGAAAAAGGAUCGGACGCAGAGGCCUGGUCUCAAAACCAGCAAGUGAUUCUAGAAUGGGCUUUAAAACAGUACCCCAAAACUACUGAGCAGCGAUGGGAGAAGAUUGCUGAGCAUAUACCUGGGAAAAAUAAGGUAAAAAUUUACCCAAGGCCAGGCACUUUACUGAUAGAUCCUCUAUUUUAAAGUUCAUGGCAAUAA